This is a messenger RNA of Drosophila serrata, 1750 nucleotides long. RefSeq names its product tetratricopeptide repeat protein 8 (gene BBS8). Gene Ontology annotation, cellular component: ciliary basal body; BBSome; non-motile cilium. The record is from RefSeq and is a predicted model, not a curated record. Gene Ontology annotation, biological process: non-motile cilium assembly. Lineage: Eukaryota; Metazoa; Arthropoda; Insecta; Diptera; Drosophilidae. Gene Ontology annotation, molecular function: protein binding.
AAUCGAUAUGAGUUUCAUAUACUUGUAGAUUUGUUUCUGUGCAUAAUUCUUGCGAAGGACGAUGACGACGACAACAACGGUGGCGACACUGGAGUUGGACUACUUCAGGGCAGUGUCCCUCUACCGCCGCCGCUCCUACGAGAGAUGUGCGGAGCUGUGCAACGCACUUCUGCAGGCCGGUCACGAUGGUCAUGUCCAACUGUUUGCCACCAAAGAGGAGGAGGAGGUGCAACAGCAUCAGCAGCAGCAGCAGCAGGCGGAGCACGAUGCCGGGCGCAACAGCAGAUUCGGUAGCAAUUUGCAACGCAUUGGCCCCAGGCCCAGAGGAGUGGCAGGAGCCGGGCAAGAUUCGGGAGCAUCCAUCAUGAUGCCCACUUGGCUGAUGGAGGGCGUGUGGCAAUUAAAGAUGCGCGCCCUAACGCAGCGCGUCUACCUGGACGAUCUGGAGGUGGACGAUGCCGGGGAUGAGGCCACCGAGGAAGUGGAGUUCGAGCGGAUAGCGACGGCGGCUCGUCCUGGUAGCAGCAUCAAGACCGCCUUUCAGCCACGUCCUCUUACCAGCCAAAGGCAGCAACUGGCAAAAAGCAGGGGCUCUGGUAUAGCCCACUCCAGUGAUGGUCGUUUGAAUAGCUCCAGGCCAGGAUCCGCGGCAGUGGCCCGGCCAGGGACGAGUCUUAGUCGUCCAGGAUCCUCGUUGGGAGGCGGCGGAGCACGACCAGCCUCACGGUGUGGCACCGCCUCCCGAGUCCGGGCCACGUCUGCAGCCGCAUUCAAUGUGGGUGAUGCCACCUCCAAGUUGUACCAGGCAUCUCGUCUAAAUCCUACGAUUUAUGCGGAAAGGGAGACACUGGUGAAGGCCCUGUUCCAGUUCCUUUACUACCACGAGGCCGAUGUCCAGAAGGCUCACUCACUCUGCCAGGCGGUGAUGGAAGUACAGCGGCAGAAGCCCGGUGGAGCCGGUAGUGGAGCCUCAUCCUUCUCCUGGUGGUGGCAACAGCAAAUGGGCAGAUGCUUAUUAGCUUUGCAUUAUCCAAGGAAAGCGGAACCCUUUUUACAGCAAUCCCGCAACUUUCCACAUCCGGAUACAUAUCUUCUCCUAUCCCGACUCUAUCAGAGAUUAAAGCAACCGGAGAGGGCUCUAGUGCUAAUCAGCGAAGCGGUGGACACUAGACCCUUUGAUGUCACCUAUCGUUUGGAGCAGGCGAGGAUUCACCAGGCCAUGGAGCAGCAGGAGGAUGCUUUGCAGCUCUACAGGCUGGUGGCCAAGCUGCAACCCAUAAAUGUGGAGUCUUUGGCCAGCAUUGCCGUGGGUUACUUCUACGAUAAUAAUCCGGAAAUGGCUUUGAUGUAUUACCGCAGGAUUCUCUCCCUUGGAGCACACUCCUCGGAGCUGUACUGUAACAUAGCCUUGUGCUGUCUCUAUGGAGGUCAAAUCGACUUGGUUCUGCCUUGUUUUCAAAGAGCCUUGGCCAUGGCCACACAACCCGAGCAAAAGGCGGAUAUUUGGUACAAUAUAAGCUUUGUGGCGGUGACCUCUGGUGACUUCAACCUGGCCAGAAGAUGCCUCCAACUGUGCCUCACCUCGGAUGCCCAAAACGGGGCAGCUCUCAAUAACCUGGCUGUCCUGGCUGCCCAAGGUGGGGAUGUUAUGGGGGCCAAGUCCUAUCUAAAUGCAGCCAAGGAUGUGAUGCCUGAAGCCGAAGAGAUAACCACCAAUUUGCAGUUUAUGGAUGUGCACUAUAAGCUAUGA